UUCAGAAUGGCUAAAAACGAAGCAAAUAAAAAAAGAAAGAUAACAGAAGUUUUUCAGGAACAUUUGGAAACCAAAACAACCAAAAUUUUAAAAGAAAAAAAUGACAAUUCUGACAUUCCUAGUAACAAGAAGGCCACUAAAAAAUUGAAAAAACAAAUUAGAGAGGAUAUCAAGAAAGCCAAAAUAUCAUCAAAGAAAAAAAAAAGAUUUGAAAAAUAUGUUCAACACCAAUUACACAAAGCCGAGUCCAAAAAAUUACUUGAAAAGUUAGCUGUGCAACAAAAUGAAUUGGAAAAGUUGCAAGAAACUUCAGAAAAAAACAAUAAUCAGGAUAGCUCCGAUGCUGAGGAAAACAAACUAGAAAAUGCUAAGAAAAGAAGAAACAAAAGAAGAAAUGCCAAAAAAAGGGAAUUGAAAACCUCUAUUUUAGACUCAACCGAACCACCAAAUUUGCAAGAAAGUAAUCAACCAAAAUCAUCAUUUAUUGAUUUCAGACCAGUUAAUGGCUCCUUUGGUUUCAAAAACUUACCUGCAAUAGCAAAACGUUUAAAAGUUCCAAAGAAAACAUGGAGAGAAAGAUUGGAAAAAAAUGUCGAGAUUGAGCAAGAAGAUGAUCAUAACAGCUCAAGUGACACCGAUAUCGAACUUGACUCCGAUGCUGAAAGUACUCUUUCUGAUGAGGAGGAAGAGAACAUAACAAGAGUUGAGGAUGAUAAAAGUAAUGAUGAGAAUAGUGAUAAUAAUAGUGAUAAUAAUAGUGACAGUAAUAGUGAUAGUGACAGCGACAAUGACAGUGACAAUGAUAGUGACAGUGAAAGUGAUAAUGAGAAAACAGAAAAUAAAAAUACAUACAAUAUGGAUGCAAAAAUUCAAUUUAAAGAGUUUGUUGAUUCAAUGAAUAAACCCAAGUCAACCAAUAUUGAACAAUUGCCUAAGAUUGAUUCUUCGGUUUUGAAAAGUCUUCAACAUCAAAAUGACAAUGACUUAGAUUCAUCUGAUGAUGAAAACAACCCUAUUCAUGAAAAAGAAGAAGAGCCACCAGAAUUAAAGUAUCAAAAAGCUAAGUAUUUUACAAUAGAUAGAGAUCCCGAGAUUCAGAAAAUAAGAGAAAUUCUACCUGUUUAUGAAAAUGAAUUUGAAAUCAUGGAAAAAAUCAAUAACAGUGAUUGUGUUGUAAUAUCUGGAUCUACAGGUUCUGGAAAGACUACUCAAUUACCACAAUUUUUAUAUGAAUCAGGCUAUACGCUCAAAGGAAUGAUAGGAAUUACUCAACCAAGACGUGUUGCUACUGUUUCUAUGUCAAAGAGAGUUACAGAAGAAUUAGGCUUUGAAAAUGGUAAAUUGGUUGGGUAUCAAAUUCGUUUUGACUCUAAAGUUUCUGAUUCCACAAAAAUAAAAUUUAUGACUGAUGGUGUUUUGCUAAGAGAAAUGAUGUCAGAUUUUUUAUUGACAAAAUAUUCAGCCAUAAUAAUUGACGAAGCUCAUGAAAGAAAUAUCAAUACCGAUAUUUUAAUUGGAAUGCUUAGUAGAGUAAUCAAGUUGAGAAGAAAAAAGUAUGUCAAUGAUCCUAAUAGUUUUCAGCCUUUAAAAUUGAUUAUUAUGUCUGCCACUUUAAGAGUCUCAGAUUUCACUGAAAACAAAAAGCUAUUUAAAAACCCUCCUCCUACUUUCAAUGUUGAUUCUCGAACUUAUCCUGUGGCUGUUCAUUUCAAUAAAAGAACUGCGUUUAACUAUUUAGAUGAAACAUUCAGAAAAGUUUGCAAGAUCCAUCGAAAAUUACCUAAAGGUGGAAUAUUGAUAUUUCUUACUGGUCAACAAGAGAUCCAUGAUAUGGUAAAACGCUUAAAAAAAGAAUUUCCAUUUCCAAAAAAUCAGAAUAACACACAAGCUAAUAAAAAAAAUAAAGGCGAAAAAGAUUUUCCUGAGGUAAGGGUUAGUUCUAAAUAUACUAACACUGAAGUUGAAGAAAUUGAUUUUGGAGUGACAAGAAAUAACUACAAAAGAAUUUUAGAGAUUGAAGAUGAAGAGUUUAAUGAUGAUUUUGAGGAGGAAGAUGAAGAAGGUUUUGAAGAAAGUUUGGAAAGUGAUCAAACAGUUAGUGAUCCACUUCAUGUCUUGCCGUUGUAUUCUCUUCUUCCAACAGCCCAACAAAUGCAAGUUUUCAUGGAUCCCCCAGAAGGAUCUAGAGUCUGUAUCGUUGCUACCAACAUUGCUGAAACAUCCAUUACUAUACCAAAUAUAAAAUACGUGGUUGAUUGUGGUAGAGAAAAGCAGCUCAAGUACAAUGAAGAAAAUGAUGUAACAAGCUACGAAGUUGGAUUCAUAAGUAAAGCUAGUGCUGAUCAAAGAUCUGGUAGAGCUGGCAGAACUGGGCCGGGACAUUGUUAUCGAUUAUAUUCAUCAGCUCUUUUUGAAAGCGAAUUUGAACAGUUUUCCAAACCCGAAAUCUUAAGAAUGCCAGUUGUUAGCACUAUUCUUCAAAUGAAAAGUAUGGGAAUUGAUAAUAUUUUAAAUUUUCCUUUUCCCACCCCAAUCUCUCACAAAUCAUUAUUUAAGGCUGAACAACUAUUAAAAUAUCUAGGAGCCAUAGACAACCAAGGAAUAAUAACUGAAUUAGGGAAGAAAAUGAGUUUAUUCCCUAUUAGUCCCAGAUUUGCAAAAAUGUUAAUUCUUUCAAAUCAAUUGGACUGCAUGCCAUUUAUCGUGGCAAUCGUUAGUGGAUUAACCACAGGAAGUCCUUUUUUUAAAGAGCAGGAACUAUCAUUUUUAAACCGAAAUAAGGAUUACAACAGUAAUGAUGAUGAUAAAAUUGAUUUUGACGAGACUUUUGAUGAGAGACCUGAUAAUCAAUUGAGAGCCCAAUAUUACAAAUCACAAAAAUUGUUUUGCAAGUAUGAUCAAAAUUCUGAUGUUUUCAAGUUAUUGACAGCAGUUUGUGCUUCUGAUCAUGUUUCAAGAUUAGAAAAAAAAGAGUUUUUCAAAAGACAUUUUCUAAGAGAAAAAACCAUGGAAGAAAUAAGUAAACUACGGAAACAGCUAUUGUAUAUUGUUAAAUCAAUUACAUCAAAGGAAGAUAUUGCUGUUACUGUUCAAUCAGAAUAUUCAAAGGAAUUCAAGUUGAGUCCACCAAGCAAAAAACAGAUUAAUGCUUUAAAGCAAAUGAUUACAGCUGGUUUUAUCGAUCAAAUUGCCAUUAGAGGUGAUUUAGCAUCUUCUGAUGUUCAAUUUACAAACAAAAGCCGAAUAAUGAGUAUUCCUUAUAAGACACUAUUUUCUACGAAAUUUGAUCUUGAUGAUGAUGCUUACGUUUAUAUUCACCCAGGCAGUAUAUUGAUGAACUGCGGAGAGCUACCACCUCCCUACUUAGUUUAUCAAACAGUGAAUUUAUCAUCGUCCAAAUCCUCUUUGGAGGACAAUAGAAAUAGAAAAAAGAGGAUCAAUGUGCUAUGUGACAUAGAUGGAAAAGCUUUGACUAACAUAGGUAAAUUAAGCAGCUUAGUCACCUAUUCAAAACCUUUGGGUCCUCCAUACGAACCAAAGUACUCUGAAAACAAUAUAAACGAAAGAAUAUGUUAUGUAGUUCCACGGUUUGGAGCUGCGAUUGGUAGUGGUGGAGUAGGAUGGGACUUACCUGUGGUAAAAGUCACUCAGGAGAGAAUUAAUGGUGUGUGGACAGUAGUGUGAUGGUAAAUUUUAAUUAUUAGAAGUUGAUACAUUUCUUAUCAACAAAAGAUAAGUUUGUUUUCUUAUCAAACCAUUCAGGGCUUUAGUAUUCUAUAAGCCCUAUUUGCAAACACGAGGCAUUUUCUUUGAGCUUUGUUUAUACUUUUGGAGGGCAUCGCUCCCAAC
This is a messenger RNA of Ascoidea rubescens DSM 1968, 3849 nucleotides long. It is a transcript of the gene ECM16, whose product is annotated as ATP-dependent RNA helicase ECM16. The transcript has a single exon. NCBI's taxonomy places the organism in Eukaryota, Fungi, Ascomycota, Saccharomycetes, Ascoideales, Ascoideaceae. Gene Ontology annotation, cellular component: nucleolus; intracellular anatomical structure. The record is from RefSeq and is a predicted model, not a curated record. Gene Ontology annotation, biological process: maturation of SSU-rRNA from tricistronic rRNA transcript (SSU-rRNA, 5.8S rRNA, LSU-rRNA). Gene Ontology annotation, molecular function: ATP binding; RNA binding. The coding region runs from base 7 to 3684 and encodes 1225 amino acids.